Molecule: messenger RNA, 4020 nt
Organism: Lasiosphaeria miniovina
Lineage: Eukaryota; Fungi; Ascomycota; Sordariomycetes; Sordariales; Lasiosphaeriaceae
Exons: 3
Coding region: 1-4020 (1339 amino acids)
Source: RefSeq, a predicted model, not a curated record
AUGGACCGUGGACGGGGUCGCGGGCGCGCGACAAAGAAGCGAGCCUCUCUACCACCCCCUUCGUCUCAUCACCUGGCACAACAUCAACAUCAACAACACAUCUCAGACUAUCUCAUCCCGGUCACCCCGGCACACUUUUCAUCCGCUGCCGCUAGUCCAUCUCAUCCCCCGCGUACAACUCCCGGCGCUGCCCCAGCAAGAGGCGGCCGCUCUAAACAGUAUCAGCCCGUCUCUGUUGAUGCCACCACGCCUGCAGCAGCAGCAGCAGGAGACCUGUCAUCGUCCCGCGGCACCCCUCGCAGCGACCGCCCCGCGCGCAGCGCUACCUUCAGCUCUUCAUUCAGUUUCGAGACUCCAACUUCUGCCACUAACCCGCUGAUGGCUGGUCCGUCGUCUCGCAAGCGUGCCCGGACCUUUGAGGUCUCGUAUGAUGGCGGCGCCGAUGACGAGGGACAUUCAAAGGGCGGUCACUCGCUCCGGAAACGUGCCCGCAUUGACUACACCCAGGAGCAGAUUGAUGACAACCUCGCUCUCACGGCUGGCAAGGCUGAUUUACUCGCCAAGCCUGCCGUUACCCCGUCUCUUCGCGGUCGAAAGCGCAAGGGCGCCCAAGAAGAAUCGGAGCCAGAGGUGGAAGACGCCGGCGCCAUCCCAAAGCGUCGCCGCGCCGACAAGUCCCCAGCAGCGGCCCGUGGCGCUUCAUUCCGCCGGCGAAUACCAGCCAGGAAGCCGGCCACGCCAGUAAACACGUAUAUAGACCAGCCUUCCGACAAUGAUGUGCAGGACACCAUCCUUGUUGGCAUUCCCAUUGAUGGACAGGACGAGUCGGAUGAGGAAUCGGACCACUCGACAUUAUCAGAUUCCGAGUCGCGCCCGUCAACUUCGGAUGGGAGCGACGGUGUCCAGCCACGAUCACAGCCACCAACUCCGCAGCCGCAAAUCGUACCUCAGGUCGAAGGGGCCGUGUCAUUUGCGCCUGAGACUGAUGAGGCGAUUGAAAAAGGGCUCACCCCGGAGCAGCCUGACGGCAAGGCUGAGAUUGACAUGACAACCACAAACCUUUCACUCUCAGCUCACCUUGGGCCUCAAGAGCAAAUCAAUCAAGCGGAAACUGCAAAAGUGCACCUUGCCGACGAGGACAACCACGAGCAACAGCUCGCUGUUCACAAUGCAGCAGGUGCACUGGCGCUCGACAAGGCGGGGCCUGAAUCAAAAACAACCCAAGUUGUUCAGUCUGCUGUCGCGCCCGACGCGCCGCUUGAGUCCCUAGAAAACCCCUCCACCAAUUUUUCUCCUUUCCCCUCCGCCCAAUUCGACGGACCAGCCGAGUUUGCACUUCCUGUGGCAGCUCCUGUGGCAGCUACAUCAAUCGGUCGGUCGACGCCAGCUCAGAAGCCUACACAACCAAAGCGACUACCGCAAUUGCAGACAAUUUACAACCUUGACAGGCCAUUUGCAGCUGCACUAAACCUGGCACCCUACGAAGACGAAGACCUCGCAUACCCUGCACCUUUCACCGAGCGGGUGGUACUAGACAUCAAAGACAAGGCAGAAGCCACUCCAAUACCGACACCAACCCCAACUCGCGCGGGCACUCCUGCCGAUGCGCUCGCAGAAAUAAAUUGGGAUGGCCGCCGCCCCCUGAGGCAGAAGGAGUUUUACGCCUUGUACCAACAAGAAGUCAAGCGACGAAAACAGCAAAACUUGCCUCAAAUGUCCAUGGUCCAGUUCAACAACCACUGCGUUCGGAAUUUCAAGGCCGCCCAAGGUACCGGAGGCGAGACCCCAAUUGGAGACCAGCUCACGCCGGUCUCAGAUCAGCUUGACCAUGCCGCUGCCACAGAGAAGGUGCGGAAACGCCCAGCCGUAGUCGCUGCUGGGUCCUUUGAAGAGACUCCUCGAAGCUCUGUCGCACGGGAGUUCCAGCAAGGCACUGCUGCACCGUCGCCGGCGGCCGCUGACGAAGAUCCUUCUGCUGGUCAGGCCGAGGCCGCAGAGGACGGACAGGGCGAUGAGGAAGUUGCCGAUACCCAUGGAAAGUCUGAAAGCCCCGCGGAGCCUGUUGAGGUUACCAAAGUCCCGUCGAAGCAAUACGUCUUCCCCAAGCUUCGCGAUCCAGCCGAUUUCGUUCGCGCCCUGGAUGAAUGCCGUUCAGAGGAGGAACGUGUUGAGAUUGCGGCCGCGAUUGUUGAGACCAUGGAUGCCUACGAGAAGGAGUACAAGGAACUCAAGAAGAUCACCGAAGAUGAAGAUAAUGCCAAGCGUCGGCAGGCCAAUGACAAGACCAUCGUCAAUUGGGAGAACCGCCAGAAGCCGGAUGAGCCACUUCCCUGGCGCCGCCAUUUUGACGAGGCAGUCAAAGGCCCGCCGGUAUUUGAGAUUCGCGGCCCUCGGGCUCCAAAGCCCUACAUCGAUGACCUGGUGUAUGAGCAUCAGCGGCGAGAAGACCGCAUCAUGGCACAGGCCUAUGGAUUCAAGCACAACAACCAUGCCACCCUGGUUGGCCGUCAGAACCCUGACGAGCAGCGCUGGGAGAUGCCAGAGACACGCCUUCGCGAGCGCAAGCGGACGGAGAAAGGCGCAGAACUCGCCGAAGAGAACGUGAUUGAAGGAAAGCGCAUGCGGAAGCCACGCAACCUUUCAGACCAGAGCAAGGACCCGAGUCGUUCGGGAACACCCACUGGCAUUGUUCCCCUUGGCCCCUCCGGUCGACGUCAGAAACGCAAGACUGCCACUUCUGCCGCCAACGGCGAUGAUUUCGAGGAUCUGGACCAGAUGCAAGGUGUCGAGAAUGCCUUGGAGCUCACCACCCGUAGGCGGCGUGGCCCAAGACCCCGCAAACAGACAUUGUUGAGCCAAGAAGAGGCCGCAAUGGCAAGCUUCGCAGACCGCCAGACCGAUGACGAAGAUUUCGAGGUCAAGCCGAAGCCAGGCCGUAAACGCGGUCGCGGCGCGGCUGCCACAAAUGGAACCACGGACAAGGAUACCAAGAGGCAGCGGACAUCUAGAGGCGGGGAGAUUGCGAGUUCGUCAUUUUAUAGCAACCCGUCUCCGGCAGAUACCCAGCUCGAGUCGCGGCCCUCAACUGCCUCGUCGGAGGCCACCGUGAACACGGCGGAGACCUUGGAAUCGUCAUAUUCUCUUCGCGAAAAGCGAAAGCGGAAUUUUGCUCUAGAGAACGACCCAGAGCUAGGGCCUCGUCCGCAAAAGCGGACCCGCGGCGCCGCUGUCGCAAAGCCGGAGAAUACGGAGCCCAAGAAGCGUGGACCGAAGAAGAAGAUCGCCACGAGCCAGCCGGUAGAGGCUGCUGCCCCGGCACCGAUCGCCCCUCUGCCUGUCGGAGGGCUGAAGGCACCGGCCAUCUUUUUCAACAACCCGCCAUUGGCUCCGGCGCCGGGCGGCCCCCCGGGCCCGUACCUACAUACCUUCACCGCGGCGCCUUCUUUCCAGCCUGGUGUUCCACCUCCACCUCCUGCGGCACCGCCCGCCAUCAAGAAGCCGAUCACCAAGAUCAAGCUUACGAACAAUAGCAUGUCUUCGCAAGCCUCUUCUCGUAACGGCGGACCGGCAAACAUCGCGCCCAACCCGAGCGCAAAGUCGGCAGCCAAGGUUUCUCGCGGUCCCAAACCCGCUGAUGUGAAGCCGCCUGUCCAGCCCCCCAAUCCCGACAUGGGCGACAAGCCCUAUGCUGAAAUGAGCAAGUCAGAGAAGAUGAGCUGGUCGAUGAGACGACGAUGGGCUUCGGGCGAGAUGCAAGGGGCUGUCGAAAAGCGCCGCACCACCUUGGCGAUCAAGAAGGCAGAGAAAGCUGCCAACGGAACGGACCCGAGCCAGACCCCAGAUCCGACUUCAGCGGGACCGUCUGCUCCCAACACACCGGCUCUCGUGCCGAUUCCUCAGUCGAACCUUCCGGUUUUGCCGCUGCUAGUUCACCCACUACAGCCACUCCGGCAGCCACAGCACCUGAUGCAGCAACCUCUCGCAUAUCCGCAUCCCCCACCCUCUGGCCCGGUUGCUUGA